UCCUGUUUUGGGGCACAGUGCCCUCUUCUUCAUUUAAUUCUUCUUCUCUUCUCUUCUCUUCUCUCUCACUUUCUCCUUCUGCAAACACAAAUCUCUUGUUUUUCUUCCAUUUCCAUCGCUUUCUCUUUCACCGUACAAUUUCUUCUUCUUCUUCUUCUUCUUCCCUCUUCAUCUUCCACUUCACACUACAACAAGUUAAUAAACACAGUGAAAAACAUGCACCCUUUUAGCUUCUAUCUCACCAAGCUUCUCUGACCAAUACCGAUAAUCUUUCUUCCUACCAACACACACCCUCUUCACUUCUUUCUACUACACAAUACAAAACCCUACCUACUCUUCCUAAGAACAUCUUCAUUUCUAGAUACACACACACAUAUAUAUAUGUUUAUAUAGCAGGUGGGUUCGUGGUGGAUCCUUCUACUUCAACCUACCACCACAAAGUCAACCUCACUAUCCACAAGAUCCGACUCAAAUCCAAAUCACCAAGCAUCAGAUCUUUGCAAUGGAGACCGUGCCAUCCCCAAUAACAAGCACCACCAACAGUGGUGGUGGUGGCGGCGGUAGUACUACUCCGAGUAGGUACGAGAACCAGAAGCGGCGAGACUGGAACACGUUCAGCCAGUAUCUGCGGAACCACCGGCCGCCGCUGACGGUGGCCAUGUGCAGUGGGGCGCACGUGCUGGAAUUCCUGCACUACCUGGACCAAUUCGGGAAGACGAAGGUGCACAAUCCGACGUGCCCGUUCUUCGGGCUGCCUAACCCUCCGGCGCCGUGCCCCUGCCCGCUCCGCCAGGCCUGGGGCAGCCUGGAUGCCCUAAUCGGGCGCCUCCGCGCCGCCUACGAGGAGAACGGCGGGAGAGCCGAAAGCAACCCGUUCGGCGCCCGCGCCGUGAGGCUGUACUUGCAUGAUGUUCGUGAGUUUCAGGCGAAGGCGAGAGGAGUGAGCUACGAGAAGAAGAGAAAAAGGCCAAAGUCCUCCAACAUCUCUAAUGCAACUCCGGUUACCACUUCCCCCAAUGCCACUGCAACUGCCACCGCUACUUAGUUUCUUCACAUUCAAACCAAUUAUAUAAUCAAUAUCAUCCAUCAUCCCAUGCCCUCACAUGCAUAUCUUUUUCUCCAUUUCGUUUUGUGUUUAUUUUUGGCAACUUUAAGGUUCUAUUUAUACGCCUUUGCUUACAAAGGUGUUCACGCCGCCUUCUGAAUUCGUGAGAUGUUUUUCUCAGUUGUCUGGCUUCCUGUGUUCGUGGAAAUAGAAUGUAUACCAAACUAGGAUACAUGUUUAUGCCUAUUUUUAGUGCUCAAAUUAAUGGACAUUUUCGGGAUUUCUGAUUCUCUACAGUAACACACUCACUGGAAUCUAUAAAAUGAUGAGCAGAAGAAGUGUAUAUUUAAGAUCAAGAUCUUUUUCCCAUUGUAAGUUCGGUGCCAGUGAGAAAUAUUGAAGUUUAAUCAA
Messenger RNA from Vigna angularis (adzuki bean), 1456 nucleotides. Its product is annotated as protein G1-like5. Gene Ontology annotation, cellular component: nucleus. Gene Ontology annotation, biological process: mRNA transcription; response to light stimulus. The coding region runs from base 503 to 1045 and encodes 180 amino acids. The transcript has a single exon. Lineage: Eukaryota; Viridiplantae; Streptophyta; Magnoliopsida; Fabales; Fabaceae. The record is from RefSeq and is a predicted model, not a curated record.